AUGACCGACCCUCUACCAGCCCCUGGGCCCUCCAGUUCACAAGCCAAACGCAAGCGCUCGUCCGACAACGAUCCAUCCAAUGGCCUCACUGGGAAGAAGAGCAAGGGCAAGGCGAAAGAGUCCGCCGGCGCCAAGCCUGGAGACCAGCUCGUUUUCCGUGAGCCGCAUGACAUCGAAACCCCGCCUUCCCUCACGAUGGAAAAUGCGACUGGCAUCCUGUCCGAGUACGCUGGCUCCUUGCGCAACAACCUCGCAAUUCACGGAUUGGAAUGGGAUGUCAAGGAGCAUGAUGGCAAGUUUGAGCGGCAGGGGUUCAGCGCAACCAUUACGCUCCCAUUCAACUCCCCCGUCCGCACCGCACAAGGGGAUCGCCAAAAGUCCAAGAAGCUUGCCAAGGCCGCCGCAUCGAUGGACGCCGUGCUCCAGCUCAUGCGCUACGGGGAGAUUGGUACCGACUUUUCGUUGCAUCCCAUGCACCCCGGCCACCGCAAGCGCAAGGAGACCAAGGCCACGGCCGUCACCGAUACCGUACAGAAGAUACGGCACUACCUCACUGGACCCAAGUGGUGGGCAAACACACCGUGCCUCGACGCGUCGAACGCGGCCAAUUUAUUUGGCAGCGUCAUCAAGAUUGAGAUUGAGGGCUUCCCGGACAAGUCUGCCGAGUGCCGCCCCCUUCUGCUUGUCACUUCCCGCCCCCUCCCGUUCGAUGGAGGCAGCUUUGACGUUUCGGGCAACAAGGUGCACUCAUUUGCCCAGCUGUCUCCAUCCUUCCCCCUGAAGAUUCGGCCCAAGGACCUCGAGCGUGCGAUUGCGUACUCAACGGUGCUAUUCAAGGGCGUCUGUCAUCGCACCAUCGAGUUCCACGCCUCGUACGCUCGCUACGUGAUCCUUCCUCUCAAGUGGGCGGCGAUCGUCAACCCUGGCAGGCCUCUCACUCGCGAUGACGUCUCGUGGGGCGAGGUUGUGGAUAGUUGGGAAAGUCCGCUCCAGCCGCUGCGCUAUCGCGAAUAUGGGGAGUUGAAGGCGCAGUGCCAAGGCCGCGUAAUCUGUGGUAAGGCGAGUCGCUUGCGCUGGGUGGUACUUGGAGUGCGCGACGACUUGCGGCCCUCAUCCAUCCGCCAUGGCAACAUCCGCUAUGACACCCUGAGCAAGGGUGAGCGCAAGUUGUAUGGCUACGCGCCAAAUGCUGUCGUGACGGACCCCACCCAGCCGCUGCUGGAUGUCGAGGUGGAGAUCGAGAACAUCGUGACGGGCAUCAUCUCAAACCUCGAAGUCGAGUCUGUCCGCAGAGAACUCGUGCUCCCGGAACUUUUGAAGGUCCACUCUAUUAGCGCCGGCACGUUCCGCACCGCGUCGCUUCUCCCCACCUUGAUCCCCAUGCUCGACACGCAGUUGCUGGGCAUGGAGAUGUCCGAGACCCUAUUCGGCGGCCGCAUCAAGUCUUGCUUUGCACGCGAAGCCAUCACGACUUCGCAAGCUAGACCAGUCGCAAGUUUGCAGGACUACCAGCGCCUUGAGUUGUUAGGCGACAAUGUGCUGAGGCUGGUUGUCGAUUCCUUGCUUUACGUCCACAUGGCCGAGCCAAGCCAGGACGGCAACCUCCCUGGCGAAGGUGCCCUGGUGGCCGCGGGCAACAUUAUCCAACAGAACACGACUCUCACGGCAUGCGCGGAGAAGGCAAAUAUUGACUACUACAUCCGUGGCGUGUACCGUUCCCCCGCAGAAUGGUUGCCUCUCGGAUGGAGUGCACCUGGUACGAACCCCAUGCCGACGUCGGCGAAGCACCAGGACCUAGGCAAGAAGGUGAUGGCCGACGUCACAGAGGCUCUCGUCGGAGCCACGCUGCUCUCGGCCCAGGACGACGUUUUGCAGUUCUUGUCGAACCGGGACGGGCUGGAGCUCGUCCUCGCAACCAUGCGCGAUUUGAAGAUUCCAGCUCCCCAGCUCAAGUGGGCCGACCUGCGCGGCUUGCGGCUUCCUGACAAGUUUCUGAGUGAGAUGCCUUGCAAACCACUCACGGUCCUGGGCUACGCAUUCAAGGAGCCAGCCAAGGGGCGCAUCGCUCUUAGCGCGACGAAGGAGCGCGUACACUUUGAACGAUACGAGCACAUUGGCGACUCGCUUGUUGGCUUGAUGUCGAUGCUCCAUCUCUGGAACGAUUACCCGUUGGCAUCGAACGCAGCUUUGACGAACGCCAAGCAGUCACGGGUUUCAAAUGGCUCUCUCGCAGCUUUCCUUGUUUCGUCGGGCCUCGUCGACUUGCUCACGGACGACAGCUCUGUCACUGCCAGGCAGGCGGCCAAGGUGGCGGCUGGCUUGCGUGCAGCCCAGGCGAAGGUGAAUGUGCUGGACGCCGUGGGACAGCGCUCCGCUUACUGGAAUAGUGUACCGACCAAAAAGAACAUGGCGGACCAUCUUGAGGCUCUGUUUGGUGCCAUCCUCGACGACUCGGACUUUGACCCGCGUCCGGCAAUGAAGGUGUACGACACCUACGUGGCUCCGUUCAUGCGCCAGUACGCGAUCCCGCCCACGGACAGCGGCACGCACCCGCACACGACCCUGCAAGAGAUGCUGGGCAAGCGCAACUGUUACGGCUUGGUAAAAGAACUGGAGAAUGUCUAUGACGACAACCAGAAGGUCGUUAAGUGCAUCAUCACAGUCAAGAUCCACGACCGGGUCGUAGGAGUUGCCGAGGGUCAGACGCGCCCUGUGGCUGAGAGACUUGCGUUCACUGCAGCUGUUGAGCAUGUGAAGAGCAACCGUAACACCCAUCUCUGCAACUGCAAGCGCAAUUAG
Cutaneotrichosporon cavernicola is the source of this 2799-nucleotide messenger RNA. RefSeq lists its product as uncharacterized. The record is from RefSeq and is a predicted model, not a curated record. Gene Ontology annotation, biological process: siRNA processing. Gene Ontology annotation, molecular function: RNA binding; ribonuclease III activity. Gene Ontology annotation, cellular component: cytoplasm; nucleus; RISC complex. The coding region runs from base 1 to 2799 and encodes 932 amino acids. NCBI's taxonomy places the organism in Eukaryota, Fungi, Basidiomycota, Tremellomycetes, Trichosporonales, Trichosporonaceae. The transcript has 7 exons.